GCGGAGGAAGGGGUGGAGCUUCGGGAGGGACGAGAAGCCGUUAGCUCUUUCUAGUCUAGCAUCUGAUAGUUGCAAGAUUUCCUAGUGGUCACCCAUCCAGAUAAUGACUGGCUCUGAUCCUGUUUUCCAUAUCAGCCAAGAUUAAGAAUACUCAGGAAGAUACUGUAUUUUUCUUUCCAAAUGAGAUUGUGGGUUCAGAUUGAAGUAAGGUUAAAAUUCACAUCUGAUAAUUCCUGAGGACACAGCAUAAAAUUGCCAGAAUAAUAAUUAAAAUCUCAUUGGCUGAGUUCAUUCUUAUUAAGGAAAAAAUGAAAAGUGAAAAUGAAGACCACCUAUAUCUAGACUAUUUCAGUCACAAUGAAGACUGUAUCCACCCUCUGCACACAUCUAUAUCCUUGUUUUUGUUGGCAUAUUGUGAUUGUAAGAUCUUCAGGAUAUUUUUAGUAACUCCAAAUGAAAUAACUUUUGAUGUACAACAGACAGAAGAAAUAUUGUCAAAGAACCCAGAGAUUAACUUCAUCAAAAGAUCUCAAAUUCCUGUGAUGGUUCAAAGCUGCUGUUUACCUGCUGUUGUUGAAAAGAAUGGAAGAUUUUGUCGUGCAGGACUUGCUGUGGUUUUGAGGUAUAUAGUACAGAAAACCUAUGAGGCGGAUCCAUCAAACAAAGGCAUUUUGGAACUUUUGGGCUUUAAAAGGACCUGUUUGAAAGCUUGUGCUGAAGUUAGUGAAUGGACCAGGCUUUGUGAGAUCAGUAUUCCUCUGGCAGUUGAAAACUUUCUAAAAGUAUCUCAUAAUCCGCAUCAGAAUAUUCCCAAAGAGAUACUGCUGUUUGAAAACAAAUUGGGAGAACCUGUAAGAGUGCACAACGAUGACAAAAUUAGAAGACAGAAAGUUCAACAGCAAAAAAUGCUUGACAAGACAGCAAGCACUGAUAUUUCCUCAAAAGAAGCUAGGACUGUGGAAAAUCAGGAACCUGGUUCUGCAGAUUUGGAACUGAGGACAGCUUUCUCUAAACUAACUCUGCAGAAGAUGCCACUUGCUACCAACAGGGAGCCAUCUCACAUUAGGAAAAUAAAAACAUCUGAACUUCCGCCUCUGGAGCAUAUAUUUGCUGAAGGGCUUUAUUUCACUUUGACAGACAUAGUUCUCUUGCCAUGCAUCCAUCAUUUUUUGGCUGCCUGCAAGAAACACCAAAAUAACAUACUACAGCUGCCUUUAAUAUUGAGCUGGUACAAAAGGGUUCUAGAUGUACCUGGAAUAAAGCAAGCCACUGUCAAAUGCAAUAUAAAAAAUAUCCUAAAUUGUCAAUCACACCCUUUACCAAAUGAAUGCCAGCAGAAUACUUCAACAGCUUUUAAAGAGUCAGAAAACAUUCAAGAGGAAAUUCAGUUUAUAGGUGGACCAAGACCAACAAUAACAAAAUUAAUGGAAAAAGGGAUUGAAGCAAUAUUUUCUCCUCAUCCUUGCCCUAAAUGGACCCUAGACUGGGACAGUUUACCUGCUGCAGUCAACCCAGGAAAAGGAAAGAUGUCUGCUGAUCGUGCCUUGAGGAAACAGCAGCAACUGAAUAAUCUAAUUGCUUUAGUGACAAAACUGGCUAAACCUGGAGAUGUAAUUGUGGAUUUUUGCAGCGGUGGGGGCCAUGUUGGAAUUGUUCUUGGUUAUAUAUUACCACUGUGCCAGAUAAUUUUGGUAGAAAAUAAAGAACAGUCACUCAUAUGUGCUGAAAAAAGAAGUGAUGAAUUAGGAUUACAUAAUAUUUGGUUCAUCCAAGCAAAUAUGGACAAUUUUAAAGGAAGUUUUAAUAUUGGGGUGGCACUGCAUGCUUGUGGAGUGGCAACAGACAUGGUCAUUGAACACUGUGUCAAAGUUGGUGCAGCAUUUGUUAUCUCUCCUUGUUGUUAUGGUUUUAUACAGAAUACAUCCAAAUUUGCAUUUCCACAAAGCCAUCAGUUCAAGAAAGUGUUGUCAUACAAGGUAAGGAAAAGAUAAAGUUUGGGUUUAGAAUUUCA
Molecule: messenger RNA, 2011 nt
Organism: Pseudonaja textilis
Lineage: Eukaryota; Metazoa; Chordata; Lepidosauria; Squamata; Elapidae
Source: RefSeq, a predicted model, not a curated record